Molecule: messenger RNA, 1155 nt
Organism: Didymodactylos carnosus
Lineage: Eukaryota; Metazoa; Rotifera; Eurotatoria; Philodinida; Philodinidae
Source: the annotation of a GenBank genome assembly
AUGUUAGCGGGUGUAUUCAAACGGCAUGACGAGGAUAAUACGAUGUCUAUAGAACAAGAUGACGAUGGUAGAGGUGGUGUUCCAUUUGUCUCGGCAUCAGCAGACAUUUUCUUGAACCAUUUGCCUUUGUCAGUCGAAGAAUAUACGAGCACAAUGAGUCUGCCCGAAUCACUUGAACUGAUAAAUACGACCGAUUUACAAACAAUUUUGCACAUUCAACAUACUCGAUUUAUGUGUGGCAGUGUAGCACUGGGAAUCCAUUUUAAUCAUUGUGCCGGCGAUGCCCAUUCGUAUUUCCAACUAGUGCGAGACUGGGCACAAUUAUACAAAAAUUCUCAGUAUCAUCCGGUUGUCUGUCAUCAACGAUCUCUCCUAGAACCAACUCUAGCUGAAACGGCAGCCAGAAAAAACUCUCAUCCCAAUUUUAACAACCAAAAGACUCAUUAUAUUAGACAGGAGACCCUGCCGUCAGUGUCAACAGUUGACGCAGUACGAUCAGUCGUCAAAAUAUUUCGAUUUUCGUGUGAUGAGCUCAACCGAAUGAAGUUGGAUGCCACGAGCCAGUUGCCGUUUGAUGUUGCGUAUGUGUCGACAUUCGAUGCUCUCACCGCUCACCUCUAUCGCCAUAUCGCUAUCGCCCGGCGUUCAUCCUCAUCAAUGGCGAAACUUUACAUUUCUACGGAUAUUCGUCCACGUCUAAGACAGCCGUUGGUACCCUCGACUUAUUUUGGAAAUGCAAUCGUAUUCUCAUAUUUAGAAAUGGAAACGACGCAAUUAAUCAGUGAAAACCGUCUCGGUCCAUUAAGUAGUCAAGUUCACCAGGCCAUUGUCUCCAACACAAGUGACGAAAUACGAACAACGCUUGCAUGGAUCACAUCACAACCAGAUAAAUCAAAGAUAGCGGCGACCUUCGAUCUGGAUAAGGCGGAUUUCAUAAUUACAGCCUGGAAUAAAAUGAACAUGUAUUCAGACUCAGACUUUGAACCCGGUGUUCAUCCAUGUCGUAUCGCGUUGCCCUGUACGACUUCAUUCAAGAGUGCGGCCAUUUUUUUUUCGACAGAGAAGAACGACACUAGCAUUGAUGUUGUUCUAGGGUUAGCCAUAGAAGAUAUGGAACGACUAGAGAGCAAUUCUGAGUUCAGGAAAUAUCAAUAA